Molecule: messenger RNA, 1182 nt
Organism: Knipowitschia caucasica
Lineage: Eukaryota; Metazoa; Chordata; Actinopteri; Gobiiformes; Gobiidae
Source: the annotation of a GenBank genome assembly
AUGUUGGGCGGAGUCCUGAGCGGAUUGGGAAUGGCCGCCAGUUCGUUUACUCAGUCCAUCUUACAGCUGUACAUCACCGCAGGGAUCAUCACAGGUUUGGGGUUUUGCUUCAGCUUCCAGCCUGCAGUCACCAUCUUGGGUCACUACUUUGUCCGGCGUCGCGCAUUUGCCAACGCCAUGUCCUCCACGGGCACCGCGCUGGGCCUCUGCGUUCUCCCCUUUUUGGGCAACUACCUCCACAUCGAGUACGGCUGGAGAGGCAGCUUCCUCAUUUUGGGGGCUGUUCUGCUAAACUGCUGCGUUUUCGGGGCGGUGAUGAGGCCUCUCCGCUCCCUGGGGCCUCGAGGACCACCCCUCAUAAACCAUCCGCCAUCUUUGUCUGGAGAGGAAAAGGACAAGAAGACCAAAGGGUUUUUAAAGACAGUGUUUAACUAUGUGUUGUCAUCUGUUCAAAAACACAUGGCUUUUGACCAGUUUUGCAACAACCCGCGAUACUGUGUCUACUCGAUAGGGAUCACGUGGAUGAUGCUUGGGUUUGUGGUCCCCUUGAUCUAUCUCGUCCCCUACGCCACGGCCCAUAACAUGGAGCCAAGCAGAGCCGCGAUGCUCCUGUCCAUCCUCGGAGUGGUUAACAUUGUGAUCCGCCCUCUCAUCGGUCUGAUCUUCAGCCUGCCGUGGUUCAAAGGGCGACACAUUUACGUUUUCUCCGCUGCGCUGCUCGUGAAUGGUUUGAGUAAUAGCAUUUGCUGCAUUGGAUCCAGUUUCCCCGUGUUGUUGUCCUACGUGAUCAUCUACGGCAUGUCCAUGAGUGUGGUGGGCUCUCUGAUGUUUACGGUGCUGAUGGAGACGGUGGAGAUGAGCCGCUUCCCCUCAGCUCUCGGGCUCCUGGCGAUCAUGGAGAGCGUCACCCUCCUCAUAGGACCUCCUCUUGCCGGGAUCUUGGUGGACAGAUCCGGUCAGUACUCCCCGGUCUUCUACGCCUGCAGUGCCGUUGUUGCCUCCUCCGCUGUUUUUCUCAUGGCAUCGUUUUACUACUUGGACAAAAGAGAGAAUAAUAAGCCUCCACUGCCAAAUCCAGCCGUGAAUGGUGAUGAAAUAGUCGUGUGUCCGUACAGAGACGAGCCCAAAGAAGACCGACUCAAGGCUUCAGCCAAUGGGACAGAGAGCAUCACCAAUGUUUGA